UUGAACCUCGCUAUGAUUAGAUAGCUACAACAUGGCUAUUUUAAGCUGCAUGCCUACGGCAACGCUAAGCAAGGAGGGUCAAAGUCGUCAGUACAUUCCAUGUAUGUGAACGGCAAGUAAACAAAAAGACCAAGGAUGCUGGUGUUUACAGGGAUAGAUUGUGUUGCAUACGCCGUAUAAUUACGACAAGGGAGCUAAUAGAAACCUUUCAAAUGUCAAAAAUAUUUUGAAGAGAUUUGUGUUAAAAAUGAUAUUUAUUGAUAGCACUCUUUGGUGUUGACAAAAAAAGCAAACCUUAUGAAAAUCGGUUGAGAAAUACGUAAGUUACGACUUAAUUUCAGUGACCAUGCAUUGUCUUUGAGGAGAACAUCGACCUCUCCAACAUGGCCGCCACAUAGAUUAGCUGAGCUGCUACAGUGCUCUGGCGGAUAUUGUCCUCAUAGCUAUGGUCAUGAAAGCUGCGAGAAGGAGGUGUGUCGUCUGCGUUUCCCGUUGCUGAGAUAUUUGUAAGCAAAUGACUCUGUGGUUCUACUGUUUUAAGACCAUGACAGAAAAGUCAUGAACCAGAUCAUCUUUCAACAUGAUAAUGUGCUGUCAGAUGUUCACAUGUUCCUGCCCAAUGCCCGCCACUUCAUGACACGUCUCAACAAUGUUGGACAGCCUGUUUUCAUCUCCAAAUUCAAGAUUUUGUCCGAAGCUGGAAAGGAGGAGAGGAAUGAUAAGGCCACAAGGGAAAACGGUGACAACGAAACACACAUUCCGCAAGAAAACAAUGAAGAGGAAGGUAGUGAAAGAAAUGUAGAACCAGCCUUGGAUGAGGAUGGAGAUCUCAACGUCACACAUCGACCUAGGAGUAAUCCUGCAGGAGAUGGCAGCAGGGAAGUGGUCUGCCCUCUCAUUCUCAAACAAUCAUAUAACUCCGCACUACAAAACGAGGAAAAUACAGAUGAUGAGGCAGAUGAGUGCUUGAUUGACACUGUACAGAUAGAGCAUACUAUGGCAACACCCCUGGAGGAUGUUGGCAAACAGGUUUGGAGAGGAGCAUUACUCUUGGCCGACUUCAUCCUGUCUCAGCCACUCAUGUUCAAAGGGGCAACAGUUGUGGAGUUAGGAGCUGGUGCCGGUUUAAGCAGCAUAAUCAUGGCUACUUUAGCCAAACGUGUUUACUGCACAGAUGUGGGAGAGGACCUUUUAAGCAUGUGUCAGACAAAUGUAACUUUAAAUAGACACAUGAUUGAGCUUGCAGGUGGUGAAGUGAGAGUGAGAGAGUUGGAUUGGCUCCGAUCUGACCUUUGCAGAGAUACUGAUGUGGAACUUAGCUGGACAGAGGAGGAAGUAGCUGAUAUACAUGACAAUGCUAGCUUCAUCAUUGCUGCUGAUGUUUGCUAUGAUGAUGAGCUGACAGAUGCCUUCUUUCGAACACUGUACCGACUUUGCAAUAACUUUGCUCAUGUCUGCACCAUCUUUAUUUCCAUUGAAAAAAGAUUCAACUUCACCCUGCGACAAAUGGAUGUUUCCUGCGAUGCCUACAACCAUUUCAAGCACUGCCUGUCCCAGCUCGAGGACCUGGUGGAUGGAAAAUGCAGCUACACAGUAGAACAAGUCCCUUGUACCUUCCCACAGUUUCUUCAGUAUGAACGCAUAGAUCAACUGGAGCUUUGGAAAGUGACUUCCAAUAGAGUCCCAUUUGACCAAGCCCAGUCCAAUUUUCAGCACUGUGCAUCUUGACCAGCACUCUCACCGCCGUACCGGACAGCUAUCUCUCUCCCAAGAACCUGAAAUCUUGAAAUUUCAGUUUUCUGUUGGUGUGUAUCCCUGGGAAGUUAUUAAAAUUAUAAUAAUACAGGGAGGUCCUCCGCCUACGACGUUAUAUAGUUCUGAACCAGUUUGUGCACCUUCCAGUGUGCAAGUCAACCACAGCAGUAAAGGAAAGGAAUUAGUAUCUUUAUUUUCAAUUGUUUUUUAUUUGAUUAUUUUAUAUUUAUGGGUUAGAAGUGUUUUUUUCCAUACAAACAACUACUGUAAUUAUGACUUUACUACUCUGAGUUAGCAUAGUACUGUUCCAAUUUAAGUGCCGAUUGUGUCGUCGUAAUGGAGCUCUGUCGUAAUUUGUGGCGUCCCUGUGAAUUGAAAUAAAAAAAUGGUCAAACCCAUUCAUCCCCACUAAUAUCAAAUGAUAUCUUGAAUAUACAGUUGAUAUAAAAGGUCUACACACUCCUGAUCAAAUUGCUAGGUUUUUGUGAUAAAGAAAUGAGACCAAGAUAAAUAAUUUCAAAACGUGUGUGUGUGUGUUUAUGUGUGUGUGUGUUCAAAAUUAACCUAACACAUUCAAACUCGUGUUAAAUGGGUAUCUGCACACACCUUCCACUAUUUAAAAUGCCUCUGAUCAGCGCUGAAUAACAUUCAGCUAACCUAGUAGUGUUUUCCUGACAUUUUUGUCGUCACAUCUCACAUUGCAAGCCAUGCAUGGCGCGUAGAGAUUUUGCAAAGCAUCAGCGGGAUCUUAUUGUUCAAAGGUAUCCGUCAGGAGAAGGGUACAAAAGAAUUUCCGAGGCAUUAAAUGUACGAUGGAAGUGAAGACAGUCAUCAUCAUCAAGAGGAAAAAGUAAGCACAACAUAACCGAAAACAUUUGAACAUUUUGGGGUGUUCAUAAAAUCAAUCAAAGACAUUUUGGCAGUUGUGUGAAUACUCCCAUUUAACAUGAGUUUGAAUGGAAUUGGUUAAUUCAAAACAGCCACAUCCUUGGGUAUAAGAGAGUGUGCACACUUGUAUAAAGGUAUCUCAAUUAUUUACAGUAUUUUUACUUCCCUUGUAUAUAUAUAUUUUGGAAAUGAUUUAUCUUGGUGUUUUUUCUUUCGAUCAUAAAAACCUGAUAUUUGAAUAGGGAUAUGUAGAUUUUUUUAUAACCACUCUACACUAUAAGUAAGUACAUUCAAACAGUUUUAUCAUGGAACUAAUCUGAUUUCACUUGUUCAAGCACAAACGUAUUUACAAGUAUAGAUGUAAUAUUAUCAUUAACACUAUGUGGGCUUUUCCUAAACUGUUAAAAUGGAUCGUUUCUGCUGGGGUAUUUAUU
Phycodurus eques (leafy seadragon) is the source of this 3077-nucleotide messenger RNA. RefSeq names its product methyltransferase 22, Kin17 lysine (gene mettl22). Gene Ontology annotation, cellular component: nucleus. The record is from RefSeq and is a predicted model, not a curated record. The transcript is spliced from 12 exons. NCBI's taxonomy places the organism in Eukaryota, Metazoa, Chordata, Actinopteri, Syngnathiformes, Syngnathidae. Gene Ontology annotation, molecular function: protein methyltransferase activity. Gene Ontology annotation, biological process: protein methylation. The coding region runs from base 559 to 1728 and encodes 389 amino acids.